ACCGCAUCAUAUCUCCCAGCACCACCCUCGAUUGAAAGGCUGCGGCACCCCCUCCUCCCCUCCUCUUGUCUCGCCAGUCCUUUUUCCUCCUCAGUCAUCAUGCCUCAGGAUAUGCCCCCGCAGGGGGGCUACUUGCCCGUGCAGUACAAGCGCAACAUCCCUGCCCGUGGCUUCCGCCCCAUCUACUACCUGAUCGGUAUGCACCUGAUCAUGGGCUACGGAUACUACAAGCUCUUCUACGGUGUCCGUGAACAAUACGAACUCGCCCGUGAGAAGAUGUGGGGCCGUAUACACAUCAUGCCUCUUCUCCAGGCCGAGGAGGACCGUGACCAGGCUCGUCGCUACUUCGCCGACAAGGCUCGUGAGAAGGAACUCCUUGGCACGGACGCCAAGAUCUACAACUCGGACCGCUUCGUCCGCCCUACCUUCACUUAUACCCCCAGCAAGGUCACUCAAUAAGCGCUUGGAAGAUUAUAAAAUUUUGCGCAAAUGAUGGGUUCGGAGUAUUCAGUUAUGGGCGUGUAGGCUGCGGUUCCGUGAGAAUCAACAGGUGCACCGGGUUAGUCAAGAAGAGCUACUAUUGUAUGUUGUAGAUAUACCAAACCAAAGAGACCGGCCAGUUCCGCAAUGCGUUUUCAGUGUUUUGUAU
Molecule: messenger RNA, 649 nt
Organism: Aspergillus vadensis CBS 113365
Lineage: Eukaryota; Fungi; Ascomycota; Eurotiomycetes; Eurotiales; Aspergillaceae
Product: putative NADH-ubiquinone oxidoreductase subunit GRIM-19
Exons: 5
Coding region: 100-459 (119 amino acids)
Source: RefSeq, a predicted model, not a curated record